Paramecium sonneborni is the source of this 531-nucleotide messenger RNA. NCBI's taxonomy places the organism in Eukaryota, Ciliophora, Oligohymenophorea, Peniculida, Parameciidae. The record is from the annotation of a GenBank genome assembly.
AUGGAAACUCAUUAUUAAAUUAAUCUGAAUGAUGAUUUAUAAAUGUAUUAAUGCGAUUAUGCCUACAAAGAAUAAAAAUUUAUUUGUGGUUAUAAAUUGAAAAUCAUUAUUUUUCAAAAUAUUUAUACAAUAUAAGAUCAAAAGGCUUACUUAUAUUGUUUGAAUGGUUUAUUGUAUUUAGAAUUAAUAGAUUUUAAAAUUAUUAAAAUUUAGUAGAUUUAAUGUAUAAUGAAUUUCAUUAAAAUGCAUGGGUGCAUUUUACAGUAUCAAAAAAUAGUUGAGAUAGAAAAUUAAUAAUUGAUCAAUCAAAAUUUCUAUCAAACAUAUAACUUAAGGAGCAGGAGUAUAAGGAUAAAAUAAAAGAUGUAUUUUCGUAAAUUCUAGAAUCAUUAAAAAACUGCAACUCAAAAGGAGAAAAAAUUUAUUUUAAUCCACUUUUUUGUAGUUUUUUUUAAUAAGACUCUUAUAGAGGUAUUUACUUAAAAGGGAAUAGCAGUUUUAACAUGGAAAAUGUUAUUAAACCACUAAUGA